Molecule: messenger RNA, 4871 nt
Organism: Micromonas commoda
Lineage: Eukaryota; Viridiplantae; Chlorophyta; Mamiellophyceae; Mamiellales; Mamiellaceae
Exons: 2
Coding region: 1-4806 (1601 amino acids)
Biological process (GO): proteolysis
Molecular function (GO): aspartic-type endopeptidase activity
Source: RefSeq, a predicted model, not a curated record
AUGACCACGCCGGCGUCCCACGGUCCAUCCGGCGGCGGGUUAACCCCCCCGCCCGCCUUCGACGACGGCGAUACGUUCGACGACCUCGGCGUCGACGGCGACGCGUACCUCGCGUCGCUGCUGGACAAGGCUGGCGGGGAUCUCGCGGCCGAAUCGCAAGCCGCGCUGGACGACCCGGACGCCCUCGCGGCGCUCGUGGCGAAGCGCGAGGCCGAGGAAUCGACCGCCGUUGAGGUCGAUAGCCUGAAGGCGUCCAUCGCGGAGAAAGCGCGGCGGGUUUUGGACCACCCGUCGUCGCCCGCGAGGGUGCACAACAAGACCGGAGUGCUCGGCCGUGAGCUCAUGGACGGUCUCGCCGACGACGCGCGCGCGCUCGAGGUUCCCACCACGUCCCCGAUGUCCGAAGCUCGCAAAGCCGCGGAGCGCGAGAGGCUCGCCGCCGCGCUCGCCCGGCGCAGGGACGCGAGCGCCAAGUACGGCAGGGUCGACCCCGCCGACAAGCGCCGAUGGCCGUCGAAACGCGAGAACGAGCGCAGGCUUCGAGAGCUCGAGGACGCGCGCAAAUCGUACGAGCGCCGCUACCCGCCCGCGAAGAUCGACGCGGGCGGCGGCCUGCGACUCCCCGCGCGCGUCGACGCCCAACCGCAGACGCCAAAGGCCAAGGAGAAUCGCGCCCCGUCCGCCACGGCCGUGCGCAAACCGCGCCCGUGGCGUCACAACGCGCUCGCUUCCUACGACAAAAACGACCAAAUAUCCGUAUCCUUCGACGACACCCGCCGGUUGAAGACGCUCGCGACGAACCGCCGGGCGUACGGCACCAAGCCGACGCGUAAGAACGACGCGGGGCACAAGGACGGGUGGAGGGUGGACCGCGAAAAGUACCCCUCGUUUAAGAAUUGGCUCUCCGAGCGCAAAACCGACCUCGUCGACGAGAGACGGCGAAACGAGGAACUCGCGGCGAAGAUGCGCGAGCGCGCCGAACGGGAGAAGGAGAUCCGCGCGCGGGUCCGCGGGCAAAAGGCAAAGGCGGGCGGCGACGGUUCGGAUCCAGCUCCUUCCGCGGCGGUUGACGUCCCGGCGACGUCGGGCGACAACCCGGCGCUGGCGAACUUUCUCGCCAUGUGCGACGAAUUCGCCAAAGGCGAGGACGGCCUCGAGGAGUUCGUGUCGGACCCGGCGUGGAGGGCCGCGGCGACCAAGGCCAUCGAGGCUAAAGCCGUGGAGGCGGCGAAGGCUGCGGCGAAGGCUGCGGUCGCCGCCAAGGAGCGCAUGAUCGAGGACAGGCUCUUGACGCAGAAGAUCGUCGCCGAGGAGGAGAGAGCGGACGAGGAGGCGCUCCGCGUCCGGGACCCCGCCGUCUGGUCCCCGCCGUCGGUGCCCGAGCCCCGCGGCCCCGUCGAGACGGUCAUGGACGGCGACGUCGUCCUGAAAAAGACCGACGUCGAAGCCGACGUCCAUGGCGACGACGACGACGAUGAGGACGAAAAGAAUGCGGAGGAAAUCGAGGCGGAGGAGGAGGAGGAGGAAGCCCCUCCCGACCCGGCGAUCGUCUCCAAGGAGCAGCUCAUCGCGAACGCGCUCGCGGCCAUGUCCGCGGACGAGCGCACCGCCGCCCGCGCCGCCGCGUGCAAGGGAUGGACCGCGGAUUUCUCCGGAACAUUCUUCAAGGGGACCGGAACCGUCUCGAAAAAAGGCCCGGCGCACCCGAGCAAGACGCCGACGUGGUGCGAGAAACCGCGGCCUCAAACGACUUCGCACGCCGCGAACGACGGUGAAGACGUCAAACUCGACGUUAAAGACCUCGCGGUUGAGUUCAUCGGACCGAACGCGGCGGACCUGGCGUACGCCGCGCUGCACCCAAACUCUGAGGCGCCGGCUGCGUCGAAGCCGACUGAUGAGCCGAAGCGAAGAUGGUCCGUCGUCACCACCGCGGAUGAGGCGGUGGCGCGGGGACUGGUCGCGCCGCCCGGUGAACCGGGAUUCGACAUGGCCAAGGUGAAGGAGGUGCUCGAGUGCGAGUUCAUGGGCCCCGCGGGCGAUUACAUGGCCCUGCAGGCGGUCUUUCCCGGCGCGAAGGACCCGACGGCGCCGGCGCCGCGCGACAAGUACAUGAAAAAAAAGAAAGUCGUCGAGGGCAAGGCUCUGAAGAUGCACGCGGAGCGGAUCAAGGAGGGCGAGUUCGCGCUGCAGACGGGCGUGCCGCAGCUCGCGGUCGAGUUCAUCGGCACCAACGCGCGGGAGCUCACUGCGGAGGCCAUCGCGGGGUACCUCAAUCCGCCUCAAUCCGCGACUGAGAAUGUAGUCGGGAAUUUCCCGGCUGCGUUCGGAGGCGACCCGGACGAACCGACCGCCAACGAGACCAUGGAGACGAUGGACGAGGAAGAAUACGCCCAGUUCAUCGCCGCGGAUCCCGUGCAGGGCGCCGUUGAUCUCCCCGCCCCGCGCCCGCCCUUACUCCUCGCCGAUUUACUCGCCGCGGAAGCCGCCCGGAAGGAAGCGGGCCAAGCCGACGAGUACGACGACGACGAGGUUCAGGACGACUUUGAGGAGUUUGCCGCCGAGGCGGAGGAGAUCAAGACGUCGCGUCGCAACUCCGAGAACGUGGGUGGUGGUUCGAUGACGUCGCCCGCGGAUCCGCCCGGUGCGUCACCGCCCGGCGAGUCACCCCCCGCCGGUGACUCUUCGGUCGCCGGUGCCGAUCCGGAUGAUCCGAUCGUCACCGACGACGCCGUCGAGGAGGCGCUGGCGAAGUACUCGAUCAGCAUGGACUCGAGUAAGUACUCGCCGAUCAAGGAGAACGACGGGACGCUCGACGCCGUGCGGCGAUUGGUCAACGAGGGAUCCGCCGACGCCCUCGAGCCAAUGACGCAUGGACAGAUGGACACGGGCGGUUUAAAAGCCGCGGCGGAUGCGAUGGCUCGCGGCGACGUCGUGCCGCCCGAGGCGAUCAGCGACGCGGCGCGCGCGAUGGGCGUCCCGGGCUUCGGCGCGGAUUGGCGGGAGACUGGGCGCGCGGCGGAGACGGCGGCGGCGGGCGCGGGCGGCGGAGACGCGAACCCGUGGUCGGGGGACGGCGAUGGCGGCGGCGGCGAGGCGCCGAGCGCGGAGGAGGUGCUGCGGGAGGGCGAGGCUGUCGCGUCGAAGGUUGACGCGGCGGUGUCGGGCGGGGACGUCCCGGGCAGGGACGACGCGAGGGCUCUGCUCGACGGCGUGAAGGAUCGCGUCGGCGUCGCUUUCAACAAACGCGUGAGCGACUGGGAGAUACGCGACCGGCGCACGCACCGGUUGACCGCGCCCGCUCGUCCCCGUCUCGGAACCGAGCUCGCGAUGCGUGCGAUGUCGUUCGCCUCCCCGACGGCGUUCGCGGCGCGUCGCGGCGCCGGCGACGUCCGACCGCGCAAGAUCGCGGGUGCCGUCGUGCGCGUGCCACGUGUGCGUUCUGCUGCGCGGCCUCCCCUUCGUGCCGUUCGCGGCGCCAGACUCCGCCCCGUCGCCGCGAGCGACGACUCCGAAUCCAAACCCUCCUCCGCGGACACCCUCAGCGCGCUCGACGCCCUCCUCGGAGCGGACCCAUCCGACGACUCCGACGCGAACGACGACGAAGACGACGACGAGGCUCCGAUCAUCUCCAUCCCGCUCCUCUGGAUGCAGAUGCCGGGUCAGACCCCCGCGCAGCAGCGUCAGACGGGCGGGUCCAGCGUCGCCUCCGCGCUCACGAACGACGCCGCCCCGGGCCCCGGCAACGUCUACGCCGCCAUCACCCUCGGCCUGCCCGACCGCGCCACGAAGAGCCAGCAGGAGCGCGGGGUCAAAGGCGUCGAGCUCGACUUCUGCGUCGACACCGCGUGCACCACGAAUUUCAUCCUGCCCCAGGUGGCGUACGGGCUGGACAUGCAGAUCGUCGGCACCGCGCCCGCGGGAACCGGCGCGACGGGCGCCAUCGGCGGCGGCCAGGAGAUGCUCCUGGGCACCGCCAAGCUCGGUGGUAAGGCGGCCAAGGAAGACGUCGCCGCGAUAACCGGCCUCUCCGCCGCGGUGGUGCCGGUGCCGGCGCCGGGAACGGCGGGGAUCCUCGGACGCUCGUUCCUUAACUGCUUCGACGCCGUGGCGUUCGACUGGGGCCCUUCCGCGGCGGGCGCGAGCGGCGACGACGGGGGGAUUCGAACCCUCGACCGUGUCGGCGCGGUGAUGGACUUUUACCAGGAGUACGACUGGGACGCGGGCGCGGAGGACGGGCUCGUCACCGCCGAUCUGGACGAGCUCCCGUGCGGUUUGCUCGCCGUGAACGUCACGCUGAACGGCGUGGCGAUGCCCGCGCUGUUGGACACGGGGGCGCCGCAGACCAUCGUCAACAGGGCCGCGGCGGCUGCCGCCGGCAUCGCCGUCGGAUCGAACGCGGGUACCGACGGGGUUGGCACCGAAAAGAAAGGUAAGUCGUCGAACCCCUUCGGCGGGUUGAUGGACGCCCUCGGGAAAGGUAAGGAAGCGGCGCUGGCUGACAAGGGCGUGAUGGUGAUGGGCGCGGGGGGUAAACCCGAGCGGUUGGACCGCGUCGACGGUGCCGGCGUCGACCUUCGGGUGGUGACCGACGAGGGUGUCGGUACACAGCUGUCGGUUCGAUCGAUCCUCGUCGGUGAACUCGCCGCGUUCCAGGCUGGGCUGGGGUUGCCGCCGCCGGUCGACGGGGACGAUUCGACGGGUGGGCGACCGGGGGUGAUCUUGGGGCUGGACGCGUUGAUGUCGAGGGACGAGGUGGUGAUCAGCACGAGGCCGGCGCCGCACGGGAGACCGAGGAUGCAGCUGUGAGAAAAAGUGUCAGCCUCCGCUGGAGCCUCAAACCUAAUAAAAAAAGUUUUAGCCGCGUCGUCGCU